AUGUCAUUUCACCACCUUCAUCAUCAUCAUCUUGCUGAAAAUUCCUGGCAGGAUCGAUCAUAUAAUUUUGUAAAUAAUUCAACAGCUCCAAAUCGAAAUAAUACACAAGUAUCAUCAUCAUCAACAUCGGGCAAUGUUGAUUUUCAACCACCGUAUUUUCCACCACCAUUUUCAAAUGUAUCUCAUCAUUCUCAUCAACAUCCAUUCGAACAAAUUCAAUCAAAUCAUUCACAUAAUCUUGAUUAUACAUCAUCAUCAUCACCGCCAUUUACUGGUAAUCAAGCAUCACAAUCAUAUAAUUCUCUUGUUCGUUCAUCAGCUGUUAACAUCGAUGAAACAAUAGCACCAUUAAGUCAUCCUUAUGGUGCAUAUGCUGCUUCAUAUUAUAGUCGUCAUGCAAUGGUACUUGAUCCAGAAUCUUUACAACUUUAUCGAAGUGGUUUAUUAGGCGCCGAUCCUACAAAUACAGCCGCUUUUCGAGUUCCGGGUCUUGAUGAUAAUGUUCCACCAGGACUUUCUGAACAUUAUCGAACAUCAUUUCAACGAGAUCCACGUCGAGUUGAUACCAAAGAAGGUAUUCAGUUAAAUCUAGGUACUGGCAAUGGUCCAAUAGCUCCAACAGAUGUAUUUUGUAGUGUACCAGGUCGAUUAUCAUUACUUAGUUCAAAUUCGAAAUAUAAAGUAUGUGUUGCUGAAGUUCAAAGACGUCUUUCACCACCUGAAUGUCUUAAUGCUUCGUUACUUGGAGGAAUAUUACGAAGAGCUAAAUCAAAAAAUGGUGGAAGAAUGUUACGUGAGAAACUUGAAAAAAUUGGUGUUAGUUUACCAGCUGGAAGACGUAAAGCAGCAACAGUUACGUUAUUAACAUCACUUGUUGAAGGUGAAGCUGCACAUUUAGCACGUGAUUUUCAUUAUGUAUGUGAUCAAGAAUUUCCUGCUCGUCAAUGUGCUGAAUAUAAUAAUCGUCAAUAUCAUACAAUACAUUUACAAGAACCAGGCGGUAUAACAAAACGUAAACAAAAUAUUCUUGCUGCCAAACAAUUAAUAAAAGAAUUUACUGAUUUAAUAUCACAUGAUCGUUCACCAUUAGGUACAAAUAGUCGUUUAGCACCUGUACUUGAUAUAUCAAUUCAAAAACAUUUAACCCAUUUUUCAUUAGUUACACAUGGUUUUGGUACACCGGCUAUAAUUGGUGCAAUGUCAGCAUUACAAAAUUAUCUAACUGAAAUGAAUAAAACAUUUGACAAAACCACAACAACAACAUCGUCAUCAUCAAAUGAUACUAAAAAAGAGUUAGAUCUUUUCAAUACUAAAACUGCAUAG
This is a messenger RNA of Adineta steineri, 1323 nucleotides long. Lineage: Eukaryota; Metazoa; Rotifera; Eurotatoria; Adinetida; Adinetidae. The record is from the annotation of a GenBank genome assembly.